GCUCUUGCCGAAAGCAUCGUGGACGCAUUUGGCAACGACGCCCUCCUCAACAUGCUGCGGACCGAGGACCAGUUCACGCAUGCCGCGUUUGUGUGCGAGGCAUUCCUGCACAAGUACCAGAAGGAAGGUGUGAAGGACCUGGACCUGCCGCCCUGCUACAAGGACAGCUACCAGGCCAUUCGGUUGGCCUGUUCAGGAAUCCUUGCCAUCUAUACACCCAUUCCGGGAUAUGGCGGCAGCAGCGCGGGUGACGCUGCGGCUCUGUUGCAGUACAACGGCAAUAACAGCCUGCUCAAUGCUGUGAAGCGCUUGCUGACAAGUACGGAGGCCUGGAAAAAAGCUGUCAUGGAGACUUUGGCCCUUGGCGCUGUGGCUGUCAAGGAAGGUCCUCGUCUACGUCAGCUCACCUCGUUGGUGGAAGAGCGCAAGGACAAGGUGACCAUGACGGAUGAGUUCGCUGAAGGCUUGGACUGCCUGCGCAACCUCAGCUCAGAGCUUCGAGCAGGAGCCAUGGAGGAGCUGGAGAACGCUUUGGCUCAGCGGGCUAAGGUCUUGGCGAGGGCCUACGUUCAGGUCACGGACGUGUCCACGAUUGAUGUCAAGGACCUCUCGCUGAUCUCCUAUGCGUUGGGCAGACUUCUACAGUUUGAGGGAGUUGCGGAUGCAAAGCGCUGCUUUGAUGAGUGGCAGGGUGGACUGGCUCAGGCGCUGUGCUCGCAGGAGCUGCAAGGCAUGGCGCAGCGGUACGAGUUGAAUCCUGAAGCCGGGCUUGACAUUGCCGAGCUGCUGGGUGUCCUCAAGAAAGUGCAGAACGCCAAGGACGUUCCCGUCACGCAGCCAGCGUUGGUGUUGUUGGGCGCGCUGCGCGCCGCGAUUGCGCACAAGGUCGUCAAACAGGAGGAAGUUCCCACGCAAACCAUCUCCGUUUGCGAGAGCUUCUUGAAGAUUGUCUUCGCAGACCACCCGGGUCAGGCGUGGCUUCAGAGUCAACUGGAGCUUGUGAAAGCUGUCGAGGUAAGGCGGAUGCGGCUUUCCGCUUGGAUGAAGCUGGGUCAGUCUGCAGAAGAACGUUUGGGGCAUGAUCAGAAAACAGCACGCUUUGCCGGUCUGCUGCAGGCCAGCGGACAGCUGGAGAAGGCAGCCAAGGACGCUGCGAAGCUGCAGAAGAAGCUGGAGGCUGAGGCUAAGGACGACCAGAACUUCCCGGAUGCCAUCCUCGAGUUCAACUUCGGCAGUCUGACGCAACCAGACAGCGACGAGCUGGCGACCGAAGUGGGAGCGUGGCUGAAGAUGGUCAAGCAGCAGCUUGUGGAUGCAGGCAAGCGGUUGAGCGAGCAGUGCAAGGAUUUCCAUCUGCCCGAGAGCAGCUGGAAGCUACAGAUCCAGACUCCAGACAAUGAGCAGCCCAGCUUCGCGAAGGUCAUGGAAGUGGCUGGCUCCCUCCUGGACGACUUGGACGCUGAGGGGCUGGCAGCCACUCUCAAAGACAUGCUGAAG
This is a messenger RNA of Symbiodinium pilosum, 1497 nucleotides long. The record is from the annotation of a GenBank genome assembly. NCBI's taxonomy places the organism in Eukaryota, Dinophyceae, Suessiales, Symbiodiniaceae.